Molecule: messenger RNA, 1143 nt
Organism: Microthlaspi erraticum
Lineage: Eukaryota; Viridiplantae; Streptophyta; Magnoliopsida; Brassicales; Brassicaceae
Source: the annotation of a GenBank genome assembly
AUGCGCUCGAGGCCGCAUCGUGUUGUCCACGACCUCGCCGCCGCCGCCGCCGGUUCCUCUCCUGGCUCUUCGGGACCUUAUCGCUGGUCAGAGAUCCCGGAAGAGCUUCUGAGAGAAGUUCUGAUCCGGGUUGAGGCAGCUGACGGUGGCGAUUGGCCGUCUCGACGCAGCGUGGUGGCUUGCGCCGGCGUCUGCCGCAGCUGGCGGCUACUCAUGAACGAAACCGUCGCUGUCCCUGAGAUCUCUUCUAAAUUGACUUUCCCCAUCUCUCUCAAACAGCCUGGCCCAAGGGACUCUCUGGUUCAGUGCUUCAUUAAACGGAACCGAAACACGCAAUCAUAUCAUCUAUAUCUUGGAUUAACCAAUUCUUUGACGGAUGAUGGGAAGUUUCUGUUAGCUGCGUGUAAGCUAAAGCACACAACUUGCACUGAUUAUAUAAUCUCUUUGCGUUCUGAUGAUAUGUCGAGGAGAAGUCAAGCGUAUGUCGGCAAAGUGAGAUCGAACUUCCUUGGAACAAAAUUCACCGUCUUUGAUGGGAAUCUUAUGCCAUCAAGUGGAUCCGCGAAGCUAAGAAAGAGUCGAUCUUCUAAUCCGGCAAGAGUUUCACGUAAGAUUCCUCUUGGAAGUUACCCUGUCGCUCAUAUCACAUACGAGUUGAAUGUGUUAGGCUCCAGGGGACCAAGAAAGAUGCAGUGCGUGAUGGAUACAGUGCCUACAAGUGCAAUGGAGCCUCGAGGAGAACCAUCAGAGUUUCCAUUCCUAAGUACUCGGUCGAGCUUUUCCAGGUCUCAGUCAAAACCAUUACGCAGCAGCGGCUCGAGCUACCUGAAAGAGACACCAUUAGUGCUGAGCAACAAGACACCACGAUGGCACGAGCAGCUACGUUGCUGGUGCUUGAAUUUCCAUGGCCGUGUCACAGUGGCUUCAGUCAAGAACUUUCAGCUGGUAGCGGCUGCAGCAGCUGGCGGUAACAGUGGCGGUGGCAGUGGAUUGUCACCGGAGAGCCAAAGCGAGCGGAUAAUACUGCAGUUUGGCAAAGUCGGGAAAGAUAUGUUCACCAUGGAUUAUGGAUACCCUAUCUCAGCUUUCCAGGCUUUUGCCAUUUGCUUGAGCAGCUUUGAAACCAGAAUCGCUUGUGAAUGA